Molecule: messenger RNA, 1032 nt
Organism: Cryptomeria japonica (Japanese cedar)
Lineage: Eukaryota; Viridiplantae; Streptophyta; Pinopsida; Cupressales; Cupressaceae
Product: probable 3-beta-hydroxysteroid-Delta(8),Delta(7)-isomerase
Exons: 4
Coding region: 246-902 (218 amino acids)
Biological process (GO): sterol biosynthetic process
Cellular component (GO): endoplasmic reticulum; membrane
Molecular function (GO): C-8 sterol isomerase activity; steroid Delta-isomerase activity; cholestenol delta-isomerase activity
Source: RefSeq, a predicted model, not a curated record
AUUCCAGAGAGCUUGGAGCGCAUGUACGCUGUCCCAUGCAAUAUUUUUAUACAGGAAAUUUGCGUCACUUUAGUCAACUCUCGCAGAAAUGGCCUUCUGUGAUGUUCUUAGUUCAUAACUAUAAGAUGGUGUCAUCAGCUCAGCCACUGAGCUAAGUUUAAUUGAGAACUUGAAUUGAAAUGGAUGAUGUGAUGGUGUCAUCAGCUCAGCCACUGAGCUAAGUUUAAUUGAGAACUUGAAUUGAAAUGGAUGAUGUGAUGGAGCAUCCAUAUUUUCCAGAGGAGCUUCAGCUUCCUGGCUAUGUUCCCAUCUUCUUCACCCCAACUUACAUUCUGGGUGUCUAUACAGCUGCCUCCUCUUUGCUUUUUCUAUUCACUUGGAUUUUAUCAGGGAGAUGCUCGAAGAUCACAACCAUUGACAGAUUUCUCAUGUGCUGGUGGGCAUUUACUGGAUUAACUCAUAUUGUGCUGGGAGGGUAUUUUAUUUUCUCUCCUGACUUUUACAAGCUCAAGUCCCCUGUUUACUUGGCUGAAGUUUUAAAAGAGUACAGCAAGGGUGAUUCAAGAUAUGUAGCAAGGAAUUCUGCUGUAUUAACACUAGAAGGAAUUACUACCCUGUUAGGGGGUCCUGCAAGCCUUCUUGCUAUGUAUGCUAUAGGAGCAAGGAAGCCAUACAGCUACCUAAUUCAGUUCAGUGUUUCUUUGAGCCAACUUUACGGUGACAUUGUUUAUUUUGUCACAGCGUUGCUGGAUGGUGACAAUUUUUCAGCUAGCCGAUAUUAUUAUUGGGCUUACUUUGUUUUCGCAAACAGCUUUUGGGUGGUAAUACCCAUGCUGAUUGCAGUAAGAUGCUGGAAAAGAAUAACUCAGAAAAUUUUGACAGAAAAAAUGAAAAAAGUCUGACCUAUGGGUUCCAUCUUGAGCAUUGAUGGUGCUAGGUUAUUGUUGCAUUUACCAAACUCUAAAAGCACAUUUCUUGAGGACUUUUAAUGCUUGUCUUCUCAUAAUAAAGCAUUAACAUUGUGCCACCCAA